GAGAACGUUUGAACAAAACAAACCAGAACAUGUCUGCGACUGCGACUGGUGCAACGACGACGACCACGCCAGACACGUCCGAUGCGCCGUACUUCAAGUCGUAUGCGUCCAUCCACAUCCACGAGGACAUGAUCCGUGACGAAGCGCGAACGGCAACGUACCGCCGAGCGAUCUUUGCGCUGGGCGACCGCAUCCGAGGCAAGGCUGUGUGCGACGUGGGUGCCGGCACUGGCAUUCUGAGCGUCUUUUGCGCACAGGCAGGCGCACGGAAAGUUUACGCGAUCGAAGCAAGCGACAUGGCCAAGCAAGCGCGGCUGAUUGUCAUGGAAAACAACGUGCAGGACACUGUUCAAGUCAUUCAUGGACGGGUCGAGGACGUUGAUCUGCCGGAAAAGGUCGAUGUUAUUGUGAGCGAAUGGAUGGGAUACUUUUUGUUUUACGAGUCCAUGUUCGAGUCAGUCUUGCUGGCUCGCGAUCGCUGGCUGAACAAGGACACCGGGCUCAUGCUGCCGAGCGCCGCGACGCUCUACAUGUGCCCGGUGCACGAGCCGUACCUGGCUGAAGAGAAAGUUGCCUUCUGGAGCACAUUCCCGAAGGAACGUUACGGCAUCUCGAUGGCUUCACUCGGCACUUUUGCCAAGCAGUGUCUGCACGAAGAGGUGGCCAUCGACCCCAUCGAACCCGAGCAAUGCCUUGCCUGGCCUGUUCAAGCGGUCAGCAUUGACUGCAACACCUUGACACUCGCCGAGCUGCGCAGCAUCUCCGGCACCUUUGCCUUCCGUGCCAUCGUCUCCAACGAGAUGCAUGCCAUCGCCGCGUGGUUUGACGUCGAGUUUCCAUGCUUUUCCGAUGAAACGGACGGACAAGCUGUCGCGCAACCAGAGUCGAGCGAUCGCGAGACGGCACAGACAACCGCUCGCAAGCGCGUCCGACUCGAGCAAACCGAGCAAGGCACAAAGGAGCCCAUCGUGCUCUCAACGUCACCGGACGCUCCACCGACGCACUGGCGACAAACUCUAUUCCGGCUACUCGACCCCGUGCCUAUUCAACAGGAUGACAUCAUUGCCGGGAGCGUACGAAUCUUGCCAGACGAGCAGUACAAGCGCUUCCUUGGGGUGCAGCUGUCACUCAAACACAAGGGCAACAGCAUUCUCGAGAACAAACACUUCCGCUUGACGGACGGGUCGCUGGCCCAAUGAUGCACUGAAGCGAGAAAAUAAAAAAACCAGUGUGUAUUUGGUGGCCAUAAACUCGCAACUCAU
Messenger RNA from Capsaspora owczarzaki ATCC 30864, 1262 nucleotides. Its product is annotated as protein arginine N-methyltransferase. The record is from RefSeq and is a predicted model, not a curated record. Bases 30 to 1199 code for a protein of 389 amino acids. NCBI's taxonomy places the organism in Eukaryota, Filasterea, Ministeriida, Capsasporidae. The transcript has 4 exons. Gene Ontology annotation, biological process: peptidyl-arginine methylation. Gene Ontology annotation, molecular function: protein-arginine N-methyltransferase activity.